Messenger RNA from Stereum hirsutum FP-91666 SS1, 2817 nucleotides. RefSeq lists its product as uncharacterized. The record is from RefSeq and is a predicted model, not a curated record. NCBI's taxonomy places the organism in Eukaryota, Fungi, Basidiomycota, Agaricomycetes, Russulales, Stereaceae. The transcript has 8 exons. Bases 1 to 2817 code for a protein of 938 amino acids. Gene Ontology annotation, cellular component: nucleus. Gene Ontology annotation, molecular function: ATP binding; chromatin binding; DNA binding.
AUGGAUCUCUACAAUUCACCUGCAUCGCCCGAGGUCAGACGGCCCGGACAAAGGCAGCCAGUAGCAGGUACAGUCGGCUCUUCGAAUUCCCGUGUUCUCCCUCAAGCGUCCCUCUCCUCCGACGAAUCCACCUCCGAGAGUGUCAAGGUUGGCACGACGCGUAUCGUGCGCGGUACGCGUCCUGUGGCCCACUCGCGGCAGUCGUCCGAUCCCAACUCGGUGUCAGAUGCCGAUCGCGCCAAGUUCAACAAGUUCCGCUUUACGUUCCCUGAGUUCGAGGAGGCGAAGGUCAAGGCUGCGUGGAAGAUUGCCGGCGGGGACCCGACCGUCGCUACGAAUAUCAUUAGGGACCCUUCCUUCAAACUUCCCUCUACACCAUCUCCUGUACACGCGCCCGCACCCUCCGCAGCUGUGUCCACUCACACUCCAGCUUCUGCCUCGAAACAUGAGCACCCUCCCUCCGGUCGUGUCAAAGAGUUUGAGGAAGCCACGAGAGCUCAACGCGCCGCGCAGAAGGAGAGAGGAAGGAGUUCUAAGAUAUAUGCACAUCGACCUCUGGAGGUGAAGCAACCCUCCCCGCGGAAAACCACCCCUCCUCGCGUGCUGUCCAAAGCAGAAUCACCACUGUCGCCUCCGCCGCCUAGUCCACCGUCUCCAGAGGUCGUCCGGCCGAAACGCUUGACCAAGAGGAAGGUCGUUGAGUCCGACGAGGAGUCCGAAAUAGAGAUUUCAGAAGCGGAUAGUGGUCCAAGUAGUCUCCCGAUAUCCCGCAAGUCUGAGGGCACUUCCGAUGAAAGAAGGGUUCUCAACUACUUCAAUUCUGUGGGGGCAGACAGUCUGCAGCAAUUGACAGGCUGCACACCGGUGCAGGCCGACGCUAUUGUUGCGCUCCGGCCUUUCGAGGACGUCGAGGAUCUCAAGGCCAAACUAGGUCAAGGAAAGAAAAAGGCAGGCCCCGCCGGUAUCAGUUCGCGCAUGUUCGACGAAUGCGUCAAGAUAUUCCGCGGUUAUGGGACCGUCGACAAUGUCCUUGAGGAUUGUGAGGAGAUCGGGAACGGGCUGAAAGAGAUCAUCGCUUCCUGGUCCUCUUCCUCUGACAAAGGGAAAGGGCGAGCGGACAGUGGUGGCUCGAGGACGCCAGAUGACUCAUCGGAGGGGGCGCUCAGUCUCACGAACUUGGCCGUGGUUGCGGAUCGCCAGCCAAAGGACUUCAUGACGGAGCAACCACGAUCUCUGACGCCUGGGGUCCAACUCAAGGACUACCAGCUCAUUGGCGUCAACUGGCUUCGCUUGUUGUACAAGCGUAGACUCAGCUGCAUCCUUGCCGAUGAGAUGGGCCUGGGGAAGACGGUUCAAGUCAUCAGUUUCUUCGCCCUGUUGAAGGAGCAAGGGAACAAGGGUCCACACCUCAUCGUUGUCCCGUCCUCGACGUUGGAAAACUGGGUUCGGGAAUUCGAUCGCUUUGCGCCAUCCAUCUCUGUCCGAACAUACUAUGGAACCAAGGACGAACGCCCUAUGCUGCGACACACUCUCAACGAUACACAAAGAAGGCAGAACAAGGACGGCUGGGAGGUGCUGAUCACCACCUACAAUCUCGCAAGUGGCGACGAGAAGGAUCGCAAAUUCUUCCGUAAGAUGGAAUGGGACUGCUGCGUGUACGAUGAGGGACACGUUCUCAAAAACUUUGAGAGUCAACGGUACCACACUCUCAUGAGGAACGAGUCUCGAUGGCGUUUGCUACUCACUGGCACACCUCUGCAAAACAACCUACAAGAGCUUGUCGUACUCAAAGACCUUCCCAAGAAGAGAGAGCGGAUCGAGUGGUGCGACAUGAACGUGGCACAGCAGACAAUCUACGACGACGCUCUCCAACGGUCUCGCAAGAUCGUAUUCGACACAACCGCCACCGGUACAGAGACACCACCGAACACUCGCGGGAAGGCUGCGAAGAAAGCCAAACCGAAGGCAAAAGACAAGAAAUGGGCAGAGAAUAGCUCCAAUGUCUUGAUGGAUCUCCGCAAAGCCGCAUCACAUCCCAUGCUCUUCCGGCAUCGCUUUACGGACAAGACGCUUGACGCCGUCGUAAAGCUUCUGGUCAAGGAGACCGAGUUCAAGACGUCUGUUCCUGCCUACCUCAAGGAAGACAUGGAAGUCAUGUCGGAUGCUGAGCUUCAGGCUUUCUUCAACCAGUAUCGGUACAUGUUGGAAGCCGAUUGCUAUCUCCAAGCUGGUAAAAUCGACGUUCUUCUCCGGCUGUUGAAUCAGUAUCGUAGCGAGGAUCGUCGAAUCCUGAUAUUCUCCCAGUUCGUCCAGGUUCUCGAUAUUCUACAAGUCAUCUUCAAGCAGCAGAAUAUCGAGUUCCUACUUCUCACCGGGGCGACCCCCGUAGACGCGCGUCAGUCACUCGUCGACGAGUUCAAUGAAAACGAAUCAAUUCCUGUCUUCCUAUUGUCUACGAAAGCCGGUGGCAUGGGCCUCAACCUGACCUCGGCCAGCGUCGUAGUGCUUUUCGACCAAGACUUCAACCCGCACAACGACAAGCAAGCUCAGGACCGCGCUUAUCGUAUCGGACAAAAGCGCGACGUAGACAUCAUCAAAUUGAUCACUCGUGGAACCAUCGAGGAGGAUAUGCUGCGGCUAGGACAAACCAAGCUGGCUCUGGACGAGGCUGUCGCUGGGGAGCUGGAAGGUGAGGCCGGGGAUAAGAAGGCGGAGGAGAAGGUAGCGAAGACAUUGAUGAGCGUGUUGAGAAAUAAGUUGGAACACUCUGAAGUGGAUGGUGAUAUAGAGAUGAAGGACGGGACUCAAGAUUCGUAG